Molecule: messenger RNA, 2635 nt
Organism: Sinocyclocheilus grahami
Lineage: Eukaryota; Metazoa; Chordata; Actinopteri; Cypriniformes; Cyprinidae
Product: protocadherin beta-11-like
Exons: 3
Coding region: 133-2628 (831 amino acids)
Biological process (GO): homophilic cell-cell adhesion
Cellular component (GO): plasma membrane
Molecular function (GO): calcium ion binding
Source: RefSeq, a predicted model, not a curated record
GCAUUGCGUCAAACGGCAUAGAGAAAAGACGUCGAGCUGUUGUUUGUAAAUUACAAGGGCUUGGUUUGGAAUCUUCUUAACAAUACUGAAGAGAGUUUUUCAAACGCUCGAAUAUUUGAAAACUGGACGUGUAUGACUGAAUUUUGCUUGGAUUACUACAUUUGCAGGAUGCAGGAUAACAAAGGACUCCAGUUUAGGCGGUGUGUAAAAUGGCAAGCAGGAUUCUCCAUUUUCCUUUUAUUCGUGCUGAACACCGUGACCGGGCAGAUUCGUUAUUCGAUUCCAGAGGAAAUGAGACCAGGAUUGUUUGUCGGAGAUGUGGCGAAGGAUCUCGGUUUGGAUGUAAAAAGGUUGGUUUCUGGCCGUGCGCGUCUCGUUAUUGAUGAUAGUAGACAAUAUAUCGAGCUGAACCGCAACAAAGGACAUUUGGUGGUAAAAGAGAGAAUAGACAGAGAGCAGCUCUGCGGACAGAAAUCUCCGUGUAGUUUCGGUCUUGAGAUUUUGCUUGAAACCCCUCUGGAAUUUUUCUCGAUUACCAUCGAGAUUCAAGACAUCAAUGAUCAUGCGCCCGUUUUUUCUAAGAAAGAAAUAAUUCUCGAAAUAGGCGAGUCCACACCUGUAGGCACUAUUUUCUUGUUAGACACAGCGACUGAUCCAGAUGUUGGUUUGAAUUCUCUUCAGAGCUACAGUCUGAAGCCUACUGAUAAUUUUGCUUUAAAGCAACACAGUCGCUCAGACGGCAGUAAAUAUGCAGAGAUGGUGUUGCAGUCAGUGCUGGACAGAGAGAAACAGAGCGCGCAUUCACUUAUUUUAACGGCUAUUGACGGUGGAGACCCACCGCGCUCUGGAACUGUUAAAAUAGUCAUUACUGUCCUUGAUGCCAAUGAUAAUGCACCCAUUUUUACGGAAACAUUGUAUAAAUCAACUGUUGCUGAGAACGCAGUAAAAGGUACGUUGAUAACUAAAGUAAGUGCAUCUGAUGCAGACGAAGGUUACAAUGGCAAUGUCACGUAUUCAUUUACUCAUAUGGGAGAGGACGCGGCGCACCUCUUCCAAAUCAAUGCAGCCACUGGUGACGUAACACUCACUGGCAAUUUAGACUAUGAAACAGUUCAACAAUAUGAACUUAAUUUGCAGGCUAAAGACCCAUGGGGUCUAACCGGUGCGAGUAAAUUAGUAGUGGAUGUUGUGGAUGCUAAUGACAACAGCCCGUUUAUAACAAUGACAUCUUUCUCGGGUAAAAUACAAGAGGAUUCUCCGCCCGGCACAGUUGUAGCUUUAAUAAGCAUCCAGGAUUUAGAUUCCGGUAAAAAUGGACAGGUCCGCCUAGGCUUAGAACAAAGUACUCCAUUUACAAUUAAACCAUCACCGCGCAAAUACUACACUUUGGUCACCGAUGCACCACUAGACCGAGAAAAAGCUUCCAGUUUUAACCUAACGUUAGUUGCGUCAGACGAGGGCAGCCCCUCAUUAUUCAGUAAAAGGACUAUUUCUCUAGAUAUUACUGAUAUCAAUGACAAUGCGCCAGCCUUUAGUCAGCGUGAAUAUAAAACAUAUAUAUUUGAGAAUAACUCUCCCGGCGUUUCUCUGCUGACUCUUCAAGCAACAGACCCUGAUUCAGGGCAAAACGCGCGUAUCGCAUAUUAUCUGGUAGAUACAGAUGUAAAUGGUUCACCCAUCUCAACAUACUUCUCUAUUAACGCAGACAAUGGAAUUAUCCAUGCGGUGCGAUCAUUUGAUUACGAACAGAUGAAAGCGUUUAAAAUACAUGUGAGAGCGCAAGAUGGAGGGUCUCCACCUCUCGGUUCAAAUGCUACAGUUCUCAUUAACGUUCAAGACCAGAAUGACAACGCGCCUCAGGUUCUGUAUCCGGUCCAGUCAGGUGCUUCUGUGGUGGCUGAAAUAGUGCCUCGGUCUGCAGAUGUCGGUUAUCUGGUGACUAAAGUGGUGGCUGUUGAUGUGGACUCUGGACAGAAUGCCUGGCUCUCAUAUAAACUGCAGAAAGCCACAGACAGGGCGCUGUUUGAAGUGGGCGUACAGAAUGGAGAAAUAAGAACUGUGCGCCAAGUGACAGAUAAAGAUGCUGUGAAACAAAGACUCACUGUUGUAGUGGAGGACAACGGGCAGCCCUCUCGAUCAGCUACAGUCAAUGUUAACGUGGCGGUGGCGGACAGCUUCCCUGAAGUGCUCUCGGAGUUCACUGACUUUACGCACGACAAGGACUACAACGACAACCUGACUUUCUAUCUGGUCUUGGCCUUGGCUGUAGUUUCGUUUCUCUUUAUCGUGUCUAUCAUUGCCAUACUGUCAGUCAAAUGCUACAGAUGGAGACGCGAGCGGAUGUUUUACAAAUCUGGAGCGAAUCUUCCAGUUAUUCCGUAUUAUCCGCCUCUUUACGCAGACGUAGGGGGCACAGGAACUUUACAGCACGUGUACAAUUAUGAGGUUUGCAGAACCACUGACUCCAGAAAGAGUGAUCUGAAAUACGACAGACCUUGCAGUGAAAGCAUCAUUAGUCUGGACAGCAGUGGAGCACAAACACUCACGCAUUCGCAAAGAGGGAAACUGAUCAGUGAUGAAUUUGAUGAUCAGGUGAGAUUUAAUUUAACUAAUUUAUGCAGUAUUUAAAACGUUG